AUGGAUAUAAAAGUAGAGUUUCUUAUCCCACAACUGGAAAUUUUCAAAGUAUUAAUGAAGGAGAAAAAACUAGAAUAUUUUGCUGAGGUCUUAGACGCUGUGAAAAAUUUGGAUCACAAUACACAGCAAAUGAUUAAUGAAGUACUCACCAUAUGUAAACUCCUAUUGGUUAAUCCGGCAACCAGCGCAACUGGUGAAAGAUCAUUUUCAACUGCACGACGAAUAAAAACAUGGCUUAGAGCAAAUAUGUCACAGAGGAGAUUCAGUCAUCUGGCGAUAUUAAAUACCCAUAAAAUACGAGGUGACAAUAUACGGUUAUUGGACGUAGCCAAUGUAUUCGUGUCCAAGAAUGACAACAGAAACCGUAACUUUGGUUCAUUUAUGGAGCAGGAUCUCUGUUACAAUCUCAACAAUAAUCUUUAA
Molecule: messenger RNA, 423 nt
Organism: Paramuricea clavata
Lineage: Eukaryota; Metazoa; Cnidaria; Anthozoa; Malacalcyonacea; Plexauridae
Source: the annotation of a GenBank genome assembly